Molecule: messenger RNA, 1988 nt
Organism: Mollisia scopiformis
Lineage: Eukaryota; Fungi; Ascomycota; Leotiomycetes; Helotiales; Mollisiaceae
Product: SCA7-domain-containing protein
Exons: 5
Coding region: 239-1540 (433 amino acids)
Biological process (GO): regulatory ncRNA-mediated heterochromatin formation; regulation of transcription by RNA polymerase II; RITS complex assembly
Cellular component (GO): SAGA complex
Source: RefSeq, a predicted model, not a curated record
CCUCUUUGCAAUCAUCCUCGACAACGUCAAUAUUCUUUAAUCCAGUUGCGAAAAGAUUACAGUGCUACUAUAGAAUCCCAUGACAGCAAUAUUACCACCAGGCUGAAUCGGGUAAAGCUCGGACCUCGAACUUCCAGCCAGCCUCGCCUCGCACGAGACCCGAUAAGCAUCGCGACAACCUCACUUCUUGCAGCCCUCAUUCUCCUACAGCCUUCUCCCUAUCACCAUCUCGAGAAUUAUGACGACCUCUGCGAAGGAUAGCAAGGCGGCGCCACCGAGCGACGAUGAGUCGACAAUCAAAGUUGCGCCCAAGAAGGACAGCAAGGACAAGGACAAGGACAAACCCAAUGGCCUCAAGCUGAAGAAAAGCCUGCCCAAGAUUGACAAGCCAGGAAAUUGGCGCCAUGGAAGUGUAGCAGAUGACAAGAAGAAAGGCGGUGAUACUCCCUCUACAAAUUCUGCUGCUGCUUCACCAGGUCCUAUUGUGAAUCCCGUCGAUGAUGCCCUCCGAGAUUCCUUCUCUUCGGGGAGACCAAUGGAGGACAAAAGCGAGACUCUCAAAUGCAAUACGUGCAAGAAAGCUAUCCUCCAGACUGCCUUUGCGAAACAUAACAAGGAAUGUCAGAAAGCCAAGGCCGAGAAAUUGAAGAAAAAGAAGGAGGCCAAAGAAGCUCGAGAGCGAGAGAAGCGGGAAGAGAAGAAAGAGAAUGACAAGGACGAGGAAGGCGAUACCAAGAUGGACGAUGACGAUGAUAAUGAAGAAGAGCCAUCUCCGGAAAAGAAAGGUCCCGGUGGGUUGAAGAGCGCAAAGAAAAGCGCGGGCAAAAAGGUCGAUGUCGACGACUCGAAGAAAGGCAAGAAGCGCAAGGCUGAAGGAGACGCCGAGAAAGGUCCAAAGCAGAAAAAGAAGAAAGAAGAACCUAAGCCGAAGGUUCCUAAGCAGAGAGGUCCGGUUGAUGUUGAGAGGCAGUGUGGUGUUUUGAAGGACGGCGUCGCUUGUGCUCGAUCCUUGACCUGCAAAAGCCAUUCUAUGGGAGCCAAACGUGCUGUUCCAGGACGAUCACUGCCAUACGACAUGUUACUUGCGGCAUAUCAGAAGAAAAACCAAGCCAAGCAGCAAAAAGCUGCAAUCGAUGCCAAUGCCCCACUCGAGGAUGAAGAAGAAGGCAAUGGUCCUGUCGAUUCCGAUGAAGAAUUGACGGCGGUCAUGCAUGGCCUUUCAAACUGGGAACCCCAACCUGUCGUACCACCCUUGGUCCACGUUCCCAUCGAGAAAGAGUAUCACCGAAGACGGCUACGAGAUCAAUUGAUGACUGCAACCAAUAACGGCACAGUCAACAUAUUCAAGGUCGUUGGUUAUGGAGCACAGAAGCUUCCCCCUGGUCAUCCUGGCUUGCAAGAAGAGGGUCCACCCGGUCAAAAUGGAGAAGAAACCGCCGAGGGCUUAGGUAUCGGAAUGGCAAAUGUGGCUGCGAGAAGAGCUAGCGGUUUUAACAUGCAAAUGCCUCCACAACGACGACCUUCAGGCAGUCAGAGAUAACACUGUACAUUCUUGGACAAGCAUACAUCAUGGGCAAGGGUUGCAUGGGAAGGCGUUCAUCUCGGGUGGGACGGCAUGGAUGCUUCGGCUGAAGCUUGGGUCUGGGGCGUCUGGUUCUGUGGCGGCCUCCCGGAGUUCAAUCCCUCAUAGCCGGCGUGCUGUCAACAUAUGCCUAUAAAAUGCGAGGCUUUCCAUUCUAGUCGGAAUAAUUGCUGCAGUGAUGUGAAGAUCCUCGUGUUUUGGCUCAGUGGCUACUUCCUUUUGUUUGUUUCUUGUCUCGCUCGAUCUUUGUUGCAAGUUGCUUGUCUGAGUGAUCUCUGAUCUGUUCAAGGCAGAAGAAGUUGGGCUCUAGAUCUGUGACGCGUGUGUUGAAGCAGACACAAGCUGCAAUCUGUUAAGUACUUGGUUUCGUCCGAUGUUCUGUUCUCCUUUAUUCACAACAUGGCUG